AAACGUGUUUUGGGCAUAUCUUUGAACUUAUCUGAAAUCGAGGGUACAUUAUAUAUUAGUGAGGAAGCAUUCAGCGGGAUGAAAAACCUUCGGUUUCUAAGAAUAUACGGGGUCUUACCGGAGUAUAAAAAGCUCAUUCUGCAUUUACAGGGAGGCAAAGGCCUUAUGUGGCACCUAUUUAGGUUAAUGGAAAGGUGGGGAUUCUUAAUGAGAAGCAUGCAUUUGCAGGAUAAAGACCAUAUGUGGCGCCAACUUAGAUUACUGGAAUGGUGGAGCUGCCCAAUAAGAUGCAUGCCUUCUAACUUUCUUCCAGAAAAUCUCGUUGAACUUAGAAUGCCGGAUAGUCACCUUGAGAAGUUGUGGGAAGGAGCUCAGUUGCUUAAUAGCCUGAAGAAGAUGGAUCUGAGGAGAUCUAAAAAGCUGAAAGAAAUCCCAAAUCUUUCAGAGGCUACAAAUCUCGAGGAAUUGUAUCUUGUAGAUUGCUGGAGUUUGGUGAUGAUUCCUACCUCUAUUCGGAAUCUCAACAAACUGAGGAAACUAGACAUGAAAAGAUGCAAAAAUCUACAGAGUAUUCCAACAAACAUCGACCUGGAGUCUCUCCAUUCCCUCAAUUUCAGUGGAUGCUCGCAGUUGAGAACUUUUCCUGAGAUUUCAAGGAAUAUUUUGUAUCUCUUUCUAGAUGAAACCGAGAUUGAAGAAGUUCCUGGGAUGAUAGAAGAGAUCCCUGGGCUCAGUUACAUGUUGAUGAAUGGUUGCAGCAACUUAAAAUAUAUAUCUCCAAGCAUUUCGAAACUGAAAAACAUCUUGAGGUGAUAUUUUUUUCAAAACUCUGAUUCUUUAACUGAAGAGAGGUUGUAUGACUCUCCAAGUGCAGUAGCAACGACAACAGACAACAUUCACACUCAAUUACAAGGUGCUUCUUCCUAUCGCAAAUGGAAGUACCACGUCUUCGUUAGCUUCCACGGAGUAGAUGUUCGCAGAGGUUUAAUCGGCCACAUGCUCAAAACAUUUCGUAGCCAAGGAAUCCUUCCAUUUGACGACCAAAAUAUUCAGAGAGGCGCGAAACAUAUCCCAUGAAAUUGAUCAUGGUAUAAGAGAAUCAAGAAUAGCUGUAGUCGUCCUUUCAAAGAAUUACGCGUCCACAAGAUGGUGCUUCGAUGAGUUUGGUACAGAUCAUAAAGUGCAGCGAAGAGAUUGGUCAAAAAGUGAUACCCAUUUUUUUAUGGUGUGGAUCCUUCUCAUAUCACGAAGCGAAUCCAAGACAUUAGAAACACCUUCGCGGAUAGGUCGGACGAGCAACAACAACAAAAUUGGAUACGAUUUUUAACUGUAGUAAAUCAACUUCCGGUAUAUAAUUCCCAAGACUGGGUUUCCGAGGCAGAUAUGAUUCAAAAACUGGCUGUUGAUAUUUCUUUUACACUAAAUAUUACACCGAAAGAGUUUCCUGAUGUGGUUGGAAUAGAAACAUUAAAACUGCACUACGAUGGUCUAAAUGGGAAGGAGAAAGCGUUGUUUCGUCAUAUUGCUUGCUUUCUGAAUAAUGAGACGUAUGAGAAUGUGAUACGAUUACUGGAAGACAGUGAGUUGGAUGUUGGAGUUAGUCUUAAGAUUCUAUUUGACAAGUCUCUGAUACAAAUAUCAGAAGAAAGACUCAUAAGUUUGCACCAUGUGCUGCAAAAUUUUGGCAGAGACCUAGCUCUCGGUCCAUUCAUUAACCACCCUGCAAAUCGUCAGUUCUUGAUGGAUACUAGCGAGAGUUGCGACGUACUUAUUGAUCUAUCUGGUAUUAGAAAUGUGUUCGGCAUCUCGUUUAAAGUACAAAUGGAAGAGAGGUUGAGAAGGGAUGAAAGAUUCAAAGGAAUUAAAAAGCUGAGGUUUAUGAGAGUGUACAAGAAGAGUUUCUACGGUAAAGAAGUCAGAUUCCAUUUAGUCAAAGGGCUCCACUCUUUGUGGGACCGCCUGAAUAAUACUUGAUGGACGUUUUGCCGUUUUGCCAAGGAAAGGCAACGCUUAUUUCAACUAGACUGAGGCAACGAACCAUACAGUCAUACAGAUACUGAGAUACCAUUACAGAGAAUUGGAACCAUAUUGAAAUAACGAGAUACGACUUUUCUGUUGAGUCUAGUACAAGCCGUGGAAAGAGUUGUUAUAACUCAUCCAUGUCAAAGAUCUUUCACUACUCAGAACUCCAAGCUUGAGGCUCAAAUCUCCGUACAAAUCCAACAAGAAGAAGGGAAAGCGACAGAGACGAGACAUUGCAUUCUUAAGGGAUUCUUUUAGUCUAUCUCACCAUUUCUGCUAUGUCAUUCUUCCUCACCCCUAAAGCAACAGAGAUGUUGCUUGUAUGUUUUUGAUAUGGUACAACCGUACAAGUGCAAACUCCACUUGAGUGUCUCUUUGCACAAAUUCUUUUAAUCGCUCUCUUUCUGCAACUUGACUCUUCUCGAUAUGUACAGACGUUUUUUUUUUUAAAGUUUUUUCUCUGUUUAUAAAAACUCAACACAUGUGUUUAAUAUAACUUUUUGGUAUAUCUCAGAUGAUCAGGAUCUCUCAUAUUACAACGACAGAAGAAAAUGGUCCCAUAUCUAAGACCUUGAAGAUCAUUGUGCCCUGGUGUUCAUCAUGUUAAGCGCAUCACCAUAGCGUUAUGAAUGUUGGUCCAGAACGCAAAUUUUUCUUCCUGAGCCAUCCUUAUCAGAUCAACUUUCUCGAGCUUUCUCAGUACGUAGAAGUUGAUGAAGGGUCUUGGAGUCAUCAGAUGAAG
This is a messenger RNA of Thlaspi arvense, 2764 nucleotides long. The record is from the annotation of a GenBank genome assembly. Lineage: Eukaryota; Viridiplantae; Streptophyta; Magnoliopsida; Brassicales; Brassicaceae.